This is a messenger RNA of Ramularia collo-cygni, 327 nucleotides long. RefSeq lists its product as uncharacterized. Lineage: Eukaryota; Fungi; Ascomycota; Dothideomycetes; Mycosphaerellales; Mycosphaerellaceae. The transcript has 3 exons. Gene Ontology annotation, molecular function: transmembrane transporter activity. Gene Ontology annotation, cellular component: membrane. The record is from RefSeq and is a predicted model, not a curated record. The coding region runs from base 1 to 327 and encodes 108 amino acids.
AUGCCGGAUAAAUCGCCCUCUAUCAUCGAGGCGGCCAAGACUGACAUCGAGGAUGGGAAGGGAGUUCUAGAGCGGACGAGGUCCAUUACUUCUGACGGGAAAGGAAAUACGAUCGUUACCGACGAGGAUGGGGAGACUUUCGUCAUUGAUCAAAAGGCCGAAAGAGCUUUGUUGUGGCAAUUCGAUCUCAGGAUAUUACCAUUGCUAACGAUGAUGUACCUCUUCAACUCCCUGGACAAGGCCAAUUUGGGCAAUGCGAAGACCGCCGGACUUGAGAAGGACUUGGGAUUUGCUGGGACAAACAAAUGUGAGCAACACUAUCGGUGA